AUGCAUCGUCAUCAUACGAUACUCGUUGGCAUGGUCGCCGCAUUGGCGUUGACGGUGAACGCAACAACUUGUAAUUCAACAAACCCAUGUCCAGCUUCCGCGCCAUGCUGCAGCGAGUUUGGAUUCUGUGGAUCGGACGAUUUCUGCCUCGGUGGUUGCAACCCCCUAGCUUCCAAAUCUCUCGAUUCCUGCAUGCCCGCCCCCAUGUGCCAAGAUGCUACGCAUACCUUUGCCGACAACUCACGCAUUUUGACCAAAGCAGCCUUCUUUGAUGGCAACGCGUCGGCAUAUGAUUUUGUGGUCGACAAGGGCACGAUCAUGAACACCAAUUCUUCCGGCGGUGAACUUGCGUUACUGCUUACGAAAGACAACGGUGGUACCCGCAUCUCCUCAACGCGACAUGUUCACUACGGAACCAUCACGGCCCGACUUAAGACAGGGCGUUGGGGUGGUGUGGUGACUGCGUUCAUUACCAUGAGUGGGAUUAAAGAUGAGGUAGACUGGGAGUUCCCUGGCUCGACUGUCACCGAGGGUCAAAGUAACUUCUUCUGGCAGGGUGUCAUCCCCGAUGGCCACAACAACGGCGAGACCCAUAAAGGAAUCUCCGACACCUUUGCAAACUAUCAUGAUUACACUAUCGACUGGCAACCAGACGCUCUGACAUUUGGCAUUGAUGGCAAGACUGUGCGCACGGUUCGUGCGUCUGACACGACAGACGGGGGUGUUGUGAAGUAUCCUACCACACCCGCCCGUGUGCAACUGAGCAUCUGGCCCGCUGGCAUCGAGAGUAGCCCUCCCGGUACAGUUGAGUGGGCUGGAGGAAUGAUCAACUGGGACGAUCCCGAUUACAAGGCCGCCGGGCAAUUCUAUACGCUUGUCAAGUCCAUCUCGAUCAAAUGCGCAGACCCAACGAAAGCAGGGAAGAACAUCACCUCGUACGUCUACGGGGGUAACUCAACAAAGGACACCCCCUCGGUUGCGUUUAGCAACCAAACCACUUUGCUGAAUGGUGCCUUGAGUGUUGGGCCCGCUGGUACCACUGUUAACGCUGGGGUGGCUCUCGCGAUAGCAGUCAGCCUGUUAGCGACCCUCACUAUCCUUUAA
Molecule: messenger RNA, 1104 nt
Organism: Pleurotus ostreatus (oyster mushroom)
Lineage: Eukaryota; Fungi; Basidiomycota; Agaricomycetes; Agaricales; Pleurotaceae
Exons: 10
Coding region: 1-1104 (367 amino acids)
Biological process (GO): carbohydrate metabolic process; fungal-type cell wall organization
Cellular component (GO): fungal-type cell wall
Molecular function (GO): hydrolase activity, hydrolyzing O-glycosyl compounds; glycosyltransferase activity
Source: RefSeq, a predicted model, not a curated record